This is a messenger RNA of Gilbertella persicaria, 555 nucleotides long. Its product is annotated as ADP-ribosylation factor family-domain-containing protein. Gene Ontology annotation, molecular function: GTPase activity; GTP binding. The record is from RefSeq and is a predicted model, not a curated record. The transcript is spliced from 3 exons. Gene Ontology annotation, cellular component: microtubule cytoskeleton; cytoplasm. Lineage: Eukaryota; Fungi; Mucoromycota; Mucoromycetes; Mucorales; Choanephoraceae. The coding region runs from base 1 to 555 and encodes 184 amino acids. Gene Ontology annotation, biological process: protein folding.
AUGGGCUUACUGAGCAUCUUGAAAAAGAAUCGUCAACAUGAGAAAGAGAUGCGUAUUCUGAUGCUUGGUCUAGAUAAUGCUGGCAAGACAACCAUCCUCAAGCGUAUUAAUGGUGAACCUAUUGAUACUAUUUCACCUACGCUUGGGUUUAAUAUCAAGACAUUAGAACAUGAAAAUUAUAAACUGAAUAUAUGGGAUGUAGGGGGUCAGAAAUCCAUUCGAUCCUAUUGGCGUAACUAUUUUGAGCAGACAGAUGCAUUGGUCUGGGUGGUUGAUUCAGCAGAUCGUCUACGUUUAUCAGACUGUAAGCGAGAACUCAGUGGACUCUUACAAGAAGAGAGACUGGCAGGCGCUACGUUACUGGUGUUUGCCAAUAAACAAGACAUUGCAGGUGCAUUAACCGAACAAGAGAUACGAAUGGCUUUAGGUUUAGAUGAUAUCAAGAGUCAUCACUGGGCUAUAUUUGCAUGCAGUGCAGUCACAGGGGAUAGUCUAUUGAAGGGUAUGGAUUGGGUAGUGCAGGAUGUGGCCUCAAGGAUUUACAUGUUGGAAUAA